Centrocercus urophasianus (Greater sage-grouse) is the source of this 1953-nucleotide messenger RNA. It is a transcript of the gene UBAC2, whose product is annotated as UBA domain containing 2. The record is from RefSeq and is a predicted model, not a curated record. Gene Ontology annotation, molecular function: protein binding; serine-type endopeptidase activity. The transcript has 10 exons. The coding region runs from base 72 to 1202 and encodes 376 amino acids. NCBI's taxonomy places the organism in Eukaryota, Metazoa, Chordata, Aves, Galliformes, Phasianidae.
GGGGUUUGCCCGGCCUCUGGGGGUUCCGCUACCGGCGCCCGCCGCGGCUGGGCCGCCGCCGGGCCGCCACCAUGUUCACCAGCACCGGCUCCAACGGGCUCUAUAAAGCACCUUUGUCAAAGAGUCUGUUAUUAGUCCCAAGUGCCAUCUCGAUUCUGUUGACUCUGCUCUUCCAACAUUAUCAGAAGUUCUUUGUGUAUAACCUACAAGCUAUAAAAGAGGAUUUUCAGAUUUGGAGACUUGUAUGUGGGAGAGUGAUAUGCCUUGAUCUGAAAGACACAUUCUGCAGCAGCCUGCUCAUUUACAACUUCAGAAUAUUUGAAAGAAGAUACGGCAGCAGAAAAUUUUCAUCCUUCCUACUGGGUGCUUGGACGCUGUCAGCUUUGUUUGAUCUUCUCCUUAUAGAAGCUGCUCAGUAUGUAUUUGGCAUCACCAUCAACAGCUUGCCUUCUGGGUUCGCCAGAUCCAUUGUCAGCAUGACUGAGAAGUGGCUUACAGUGCACAAAUUAGCACCAUAUUUAUUUUUGUUCAAUAAACCUGUAAAUGAAAUCAGCUUGGGUCCCGUGUUUGCUCUGUUUGUACCGUUCUAUUGCUCCAUUCCAAGAGUGCAGGUGACACAAGUACUAGGCUUUUUUUCUAUUACAAACAAGACAUUGGUCUAUAUACUGGGUUUACAGCUCUUAACCUCUGGUUCCUACAUCUGGAUUUUAGCCUUAAGUGGAUUGAUUUCUGGGAUUUGCUACAAUAGCAGUAUAUUAAAAGUUCAUCGAAUUCUUUGUGUACCCAGCUGGGUAGCAAAGAUAUUUUCCUGGACUCUUGAACCAAUCUUCUCGUCUGCGGAACCAACGAAUGAAAUCCGAGUGGGAAUGGGAGCAACAGUCGACAUCCAGAGGCAGCAGAGAAUGGAGCUCCUGGAUCGACAAAUCAUGAUGUCUCAGGUUGCCCAAAUGAGGAGACAAAGGCAGCAGCAGGGUGGGAUGAUUAACUGGAAUAGACUGUUUCCUCCUCUACGUCAUAGACACAAUGAGAAUUACCAAGAUCAUCACCCAUCUGAGCAAGACACACCUCCACCUACUGAGGUUUCUGAAGAACAGGUUGCACGACUUAUGGAGAUGGGAUUUUCCAGGGGAGACGCUCUGGAAGCUCUGAGGGCUUCAAAUAAUGACUUAAAUGUAGCCACUAAUUUUCUACUGCAGCACUGAUGAUUAUGUGAGCGAUGAAGGAACUCUCCCCGUGGGUUUGUACGCUCCCGAAGGGGACACAGCCACCUGCUGGACAGACUGAUGCAGGUCGGCCCUGCCGAGCCGGCAGGAAGGAGAAGUGGGCUCCGCGUGACUGCUUAGUGAAUGACGUGAGCUGUUCCCAAGCCUUCGAAUCAACCGGUGGUUUCUAUUCUGGUUAUCCUUUUCAAAGUAAAUUUAGUUUCUACUUAUUACUGGAUAUCACCUAAAUUUAUUUUUUAAAUAAAAUAGGUGGUUUUUUUUCCUUGUAAAUCAUUGUUAGACACGUUAUCGAACUGAAUGACUAAGAAAACAUGCUCCUACAACCACAACAACCAGAUUGACCCAUUAAGGAACGGUGUGCUUUCUUUGUUUGCCCGUCUGAUUUCUCUAGCUUACAUGUUAUGUUACAGUACUUGAUUUCUGACUGCAGUAAUAAGGUGUUCAACGGUCACUUCAUGUUCAACUCACUGAAGUGUUAUGAGAUUAUACUGUCACUCCAGAAACUUUUAUUAAUGCCUGUAAUAUUUUGUUUCCUGAAUUCCUUUUUAAAUAAAAGUCAUCAUUCAGCACAUAAUAAUGCACAGAUAGGGUACAAGAAAAUUUAUAUGGUGUAUUACAAGCAAUGAUAAGUGACCACUGUACACUUAAAUUUUGCAAAUGGAGUAGAUUGCUGUUCAGACACAGGGCAUGAGGAUACUCACUGGAAGCAAUAAAGGUGAAUUGAAUGAGA